Prorocentrum cordatum is the source of this 2850-nucleotide messenger RNA. The record is from the annotation of a GenBank genome assembly. Lineage: Eukaryota; Dinophyceae; Prorocentrales; Prorocentraceae.
GGAGGAGUAGGAGGAGGUGGAGGUCGCCCGUGGCCAACUUGGCUUCAGGGCUCGGCGCCAUCCCGUGUACAUCACAGAACGCUUGUGAACAUUUCGGAGGAUGUUUCGCAGCCGGGGUAUCGGCGUCCUCCAGCUGCGCGCGCAGAGCAGCACCAUCGGGAGCGGUGGCCGACGAGGGUUUUGUAAAAGUGUGUCCGAUCCCCCGGUAUCUAGCCGCCGCGGCAGGAAAGCGCUGGUUGCCCUGGGCGGUGUCGGUGCGACCGCCGCAGGGGGUGUCUGCUACGGGGGCUACGUCUCCAAGCAGAAGGCAGCCCUGGCCGAGCGGACCAUCCAGGCGACUAAGGAGAGGCCCGUGCCCAGCAGGGCGGAAAGUCUGGCGCGGCUGCAGAGCGGCAAGGAGGAGUUCGACGUCCUCGUGGUGGGUGGCGGCGCCACAGGGGCUGGCGUGGCGCUUGAGGCGCAGCUCCGCGGGCUCAGCGUGGCCUGCGUGGAGCAGGAGGAUUUCGCCUCUGGUACGUCGUCCAAGUCCACCAAGCUCCUGUGGGCGGGCUCCCGAUACCUCGUCAAAGGGCUCGUGAAGCUGUUCAGCCCGUCCUCCAUCAUGACGCCCGUUGCCGCAGUCGAGGAGUUCAUGGGCACCUUCCACAUGGUCAUGGGGUGCUUCCGAGAGAGAACCUACAUGCUGUACAUGAACCCCCAUAUCACGUCCUGGAUCCCGAUUGCCGUCCCGCUGACCACCUGGUUCAUCUGGCCCCCGCCCUUCGACUACCCCCCGGCCGCGCUCGGCCCCGCGACGGGCCUCUUCGUGCUCUUCUUCAAGGCGUACGACGCCCUGGGCCUCUGGAGUGCGCCCUCCUCGUACGUCAUGACCCCCUCGAGGGCCCAGCAGGAGUUCCCGCAGCUGGACUGCAAGAGGAUGAAGUACGUGUCGGUCUUCUACGAGGGCACCCACAACGACGCGCGCACGAACAUCUCGAUCGCGCUGACGGCGGCCAUGCGCGGGGCCUGCGUCGUGAACUACGCGAAGGUCGACAAGAUCAUCUUCGAUGGGGACGGCAGGGCCUGCGGCGCGGAGGUCACGGACCAGGCGUCCGAGGGUGCCCAGCCGUUCCCCGUGAGGGCCAAGAAGGUGAUCUACGCCGGAGGCCCCUUCACAGAUGGUCUCCGCGAGCUCAGCGAGGGCAAGGACAUCAAGCCGUGCGUGAACGGCUCGGGAGGGACACACAUCGUCCUGCCGCAGUACUAUUGCCCGAGGCAUCUGGGCAUGGUCGACAUGAUGACUUCGCGCGGCUCCUUCCUGUUCUUCAUCCCGUGGGAGGGCUACACGCUGGUCGGCACCACAGACGUGAAGACCAAGCCGGAUCUUCACCACGAGGUGCCAGAGGACGAAAUCCAGUACUUGAUCAACGAGUGCGAGAAGUAUUUGAAUCCGAGCCUGUCGGUGCGCAGGCGCGACGUGAUGUCUGCAUGGUAUGGCAUCCGCCCGCUGUGCGUGGAUCCUACCGCCGCUGACCAGAGCAGCGUGUCUCGAGAUCACACCGUGUCGCACCAUCCGAAGAAUGGCAUCACCUUCAUCUCUGGGGGCAAGUGGACCACCUGGCGGGAGAUGGCCGAGGACUGCGUGGACCAGGUGCUGGAGCGUCCGGACGCGAAAGAGCUGAAAAAGAAGGCGGGGCCAUCAGCGUCCUUGACGACGCCACUGAUUGGAGCUGGGCAGACAGCCCUCUGCCCCAGCGGAUACCACGAGAACCUCGCAGUGGUCCUCUCGCAGAAGUUCGACCUGGCCUGGGAUGUGGCGCAGCACCUGGCGCGGAACUACGGGACCCGGGCCGCCGACGUGCUCGCCUACGCGGAGCCGGACACCGUCAGGGGCUCGCGCUCGGGGCUCUACAAGCACUACCCCCGGCUGUACGAGGGGGCCGCCGCCACCACGGGGUACCCGUACCUGGAGGCCGAGGUGCGGUAUGCCAUAGACCACGAGUUGGCAGUGAAGCCCGCGGACAUCCUGGGCAGGCGGACGAGGCUCGCCUACCUGAACUCCACCGCAGCGAAACUGGCGCUGCCUAGGGUCGUCGAGAUCAUGGGGAACCAGCUGGGCUGGGACGAGGCCCGCAGGCUGCGCGAGCACGAGAUGGCCGAGGAGCUGCUGGCCAAGGAUUUUGCCGGGCCCGCGCCCAACAAGCAGAAGGCCACCUUGCGAGCGGCCUGCACUGCCGACGUCAAAGACAUCUUCGACAAGAUCGACCUCAAGCAUCGGGGUGUGCUCUCCAAGGAGGGCAUCGGCAAGGCGGCUGCGGAGCUGGGCUUCCCGCUGACUGGUGCGGAGCUGCACCAGGCAAUGACAGAGAUGGAUUCAAACCAGAGGGAGGAAGUGAGCUUCCCCGAGUUCUUGGCUUGGUGGAAUUCCUCCAGCAAGAGCCACGAUGUGCAGAGGAAGAUCUUCCUGGGCGUGCGGGGGGAGGCCAAGUGGUCCACAGUGGCGGAGUGACCCCGGCCCGCCACUGCCACCUCCAGGGACAGCACUUCGCCGACGUUCGCCGGAGGUGCCCGCGUUGAGAUGCGGAGGGUGAGGAGUGGGACGGAGUCCCUCGGACAGCUCGGGCCUCCCGCCUCGGAGCCGGCGCGCCUCGGCGGACAGCUCGCUGCGGAGCCCUUUUUCUCCGGAGGCCCACGGCCCUGCCCCUGCACGGGCGCCCUCAUUUUUCCGUGAGCCCGGGCUCCAGACCACCAGGCUCCCCUUGAGGCCACAGUGGCCACGCAUGCGCGACUGUUUUGGGAGGCAAAAGGCGGGGGGGCCCAGAGCUGCGUGAGCACACUCGUUCGGAGGUCCGCGCGUCUUUUUCUAUCGUU